AUGGGCCGCUUGGACGACCAUGCCAAGAGAAGGAUCGUGGAGCUGCGCGGGGCUGGGCUGAGUUUCCGCAAAAUCAAGAAGGUGCUGGAGCUGGACAACAUCCGAGUGACACCGCAGGCCGUGUAUCUCUUCCUCAAGAGGAAGAGUGUGGAGCUGGGGCCAGCAGCGGGUGGCUGGGCUGAAGAGCAGCCCUGGCCCCUGCUGCAGGGGCACGAGGCUGAGCUACACCAGUCUCCAAGCCCCCAGCCCCCCACAUUGCCCAGUGUGGCUCCCGCUGGCGGCCAGGAUGGCAAGGAGGGCACCCAGAUCGUCAGCGUGGCCUCGUUCUGCCAGGGCAGCAGGCAGCCGGGGGGGGCCCUGCCUGUGGGACUGCCUCCUGGGAAGGGCAUUUUUCUUCUGUCCCUUGCAGGUGACAGCGGUUCCACGGGUGCCCUCCUGGCUCUGGGGAGCUGCCAAACACCAGGGACCCCAUCUGCCCCCACACAGCCGCUGCCUGUCCAAGGGCGGCUCGUCAUGCCCCCUGCCAAGAACCCAGCCCUGAUGGCGAAGAAGAAGAUCGCGGACAGGGCUCUUCUCCUGCAGAACAAGGUCAAAGAUGCCAGCACACAGACCACCCCACUGAACCCCACGAGCCCUGGAAAUCAACACCUUGCUUGGGGCGAAGCAGUGCUUCCUCCUGCUCCUGGUUCCCACACCACUGCCGAGAAGCUGGACGCUGUACAUGCAGAGAUCCAGAAGCUGAGCCAGGCACUGCACGCGGUGCUGGAGAGGCAGUGCCGCCUGGAGCGCCAGCAGGAGCACCAGCAGCGACUCCAGCAGGAGAUGCUGAUGAUGCUGCAGCAGCUGAGCUCCACCGUGAGCCACGGCGCUGUGCCAGCCAACCAGCCCUGCGUCCCCUUCAGCAGCGUGGCUGAGCCCUCGCCCACCGUGCCAAACUUCAGCCAGUUCAAGAUGGAGCUCAUCUGACCCCCACGUGAUGCCAAGGUGCUCUAUCAGGGCUGCCCCGUCCGCAGGGCAGGCCAGCACUGCCAGAGGAUGAGGUCCUGAAGCCUUCAGAGGCUGUGGCAGCUGCCUGAGGGCCACGUGGGGUGUCCAGUAGAGGAGGUCAUUGCUGCUUCCCUAUAGCUCUGCCUCAGCCUUGUUGAUUGAAAGGGGUUGCUGGGCACAAGAAGGAAGGGAAAGCUUGCAUCUCCCAUGCUGCCCCUCCUGGCUGGCCCUGGAGCUGACCAGUCCAUCCACGGACUGUAGCAGCUCACGUGGGCUGCAAGUAGAAGAUGCAGCUGGGAGGGACACAGCAGGGUGGUGGUCUCGAGGUGAGGCUUCCUCUCAGGAGGGUCAGUGUUGUGACAAUCGUAGGAACACUCCCCCUGCAGGGGCUUGUUCAGUAAAAGGCUAUGGUUGAGAAACAUA
Molecule: messenger RNA, 1410 nt
Organism: Cygnus olor (mute swan)
Lineage: Eukaryota; Metazoa; Chordata; Aves; Anseriformes; Anatidae
Exons: 3
Coding region: 1-966 (321 amino acids)
Source: RefSeq, a predicted model, not a curated record